Pimephales promelas (fathead minnow) is the source of this 5352-nucleotide messenger RNA. RefSeq names its product fibronectin type III domain containing 3Bb (gene fndc3bb). The record is from RefSeq and is a predicted model, not a curated record. Gene Ontology annotation, molecular function: protein binding. NCBI's taxonomy places the organism in Eukaryota, Metazoa, Chordata, Actinopteri, Cypriniformes, Leuciscidae.
CCAUGUGCGCUUCCACAUAAUUGACAUGGCGGAAUUCCACACUGGUCUGGUCUGGUCCACCGUGGACUUCGCAGCAACGGAAUGACAUUCUUUCUAUUUCGGGCAUUUAGGGACUAAAGUGUUAAUAAGCAAGAUUUACUGAAUCCAAGGCUGUUGCACGGAGGGCUCCAUGAAUGUUCGUCACCAUGAUGAUGACGGACCAAAUGCUGGACCUCCCUCUUACAUUGAGCAACGAGGUUCCCAUGAUGCACCACAUGAUCAAUGGCGAUGCACCACAGCAGGUGAUCCUGGUCCAGGUGAACCCAGGUGAGACGUUCACCAUUCGCACAGAAGAUGGGGCUUUGCAGUGCAUCCAAGGGCCUGCUGAAGUUCCCAUGAUGUCACCGAAUGGUUCCAUUCCACCAAUCCACGUUCCUCCUGGCUACGUCUCCCAGGUUCUGGAGGACAAUACGGGCGUGCGGAGGGUUGUGGUGACACCUCAUUCCGAAUGUUUCCCCCCCAAUUACUCUCCGGCUCUGUCCCCGAGCCACCACAUUCACCCUCCAUACCUGACGCACCCACACUUUAUUCCAGCCUCACAUACGUCUUACUACCCUCCCGUCAGCCCUGGUGAUGUGUCCCCACACCAGUUCUAUCAGCAUCGACUGCCCCCUAUUUACCCGGAAGAGAUCAUCCCGCUGUAUAACAUCUCCACUUUCAUGGGUCAUGAGGAGUACUGUAAACCUCCACCCAAGAAGAUCAAACAACCAGUGGAGCGUACAGGUAUAAGUCAGGUGACCAGCUCGCUUUCCAGCAGCUACAAGAACAGCACGGCCUGCACCACCAUGGCGAACGGCCAUGGAAAGAGCCACAGCAGCUCUGGAGGAGGAGGAGGAGGAGGAGGAGGAGGAAGCCCUGGCAACAAGAGGCCAGAUCGAAGAGCCAGAGGAAGCCCCAAACACACAGACACCGAGCCACAAGAUCAUGAUGUGGACACGAGACGAGUUCAGGCUGUGCCAUCAGGAAUGGACAAGCCCCAGGUGUCUAAUGUACAGGCCCACUCCGCACUUGUGUCGUGGACUUCUGUUUUCUUGUCUGGAUCAUCUGGACGGGUCCCUUCCUGUAGUUACGAGCUCCAGCUCAAGGACAAGGGCCGUGAAGGGAAAUACAAGGUUGUGUACAGUGGUGAGGAACUCCAGUAUACCCUCACUGACCUCAGACCAGCCACAGACUAUCACAUCCGAGUAAGCACGGUGUGUAACUCUGUCAAGGGUCCCAGUUCGGAUGCGAGGGCCUUCACUACACAGAGUGCCCCUCCUGACACCCCUCUACCCCCCAGACUGUCCCAUCGCACCAAGAGCUCCCUCACAUUACAGUGGAAGCCCCCUGUGGACAACGGCUCAAAAAUCACCAAUUAUGUUCUAGAAUGGGAUGAGGGGAAAAAGAACAGCAUUUUCCGCGAAUAUUACGUUGGACACCAGCGACACUGCAAAGUAAUGAGGUUGUGCCCUGCUGUCGGGUACACUUUUCGAGUGGCAGCGCUAAAUGAUAUUGGCUCCAGUGGGUUCAGCACAGAAGUCGUCUUCUACACCACAGGAAGUCUCCCACAGAUUUCCUUGCCUCCACGGCUGAUAAAGGCAGGUCCGUCCUGGGUUAAGCUGGAGUGGACUCGACCAAACAGCUGCAGUGCUGAGGAGGUGGUCAUGUACACCCUGGAGAUGCAGGAUGAGACCAAGGGACUGAACUUCCAGGAAGUUUACAGCGGUUUGGAGCUGAACUGCAAGUUGGAGUCCCUAAGAAGGAACACGCAAUACAAAUUCAGGCUCAUCACAUGCAGCGGUGAGUGGCGCAGUGCACCGAGCUCUCUGCUUGUGUGUAAGACCACCCCAGACAGACCCGGACCCCCUGUGAAUCCUUCAGUAAACGCAGUCACAUAUCACAGCUUCUGUGUGACAUGGGAACCUCCACAAGAUGAUGGUGGAUCGGGAGACUUGACUUACGUCCUGGAGAUAUCAGAAGGGAAUUCCGAAGCAGAGAGGCAGUGGGUGACUCGCUAUAGAGGACCAGAGAGAAAACAUCUGUGUGAGGAUGUAAAACCAGCAACAAGCUACUCCCUGAGACUCAGCUGUGUUGAUGUGGGCGGACAAAGCCAGUGCUCAGAUGACUUGACGGUGCACACUCAUAUUCCGCCCCCUGGCCGCUGUCGACCCCCAAGGAUCAUGGGUGACGUCAAACACAAGGAACUGACUUUGCAGUGGGAUGGUCCUGUGUGUGGUGAAGAGAGUGAAGGUGUGGAGUUUAGCUUGGAGAUGUGUGCAAUAGAGGAAGCUUCAGAGCCGACGGAGGUGUACCGUGGAUCUAAAACAGAGUGCACUGUGGGUAAUUUGCUCCCUGGCACUACCUACAGGUUCCAAGUUCGUGCAGCCAACAGUGUUGGGUAUGGACCUUACUCCGAAUCUGUGGAAAUAAGCACUGCCGCUGGCCCCCCAGGACAGUGUAGUCCUCCUGCCAUCAAUGUGACAUCACACACUUGUGCUGAUGUGACCUGGGAGAACAACGAGAGCUCUGGGAUAGACAUUUCUGAAUACCGGCUGGACUGGGGACGUGAUUUGGACUCUCUUGAAAUGGUUUACAGUGGAUCGGAAACCUACUUUCAAAUCUCCAACCUGGAGGCGUCAACAGACUACUGCUGCAGGCUACAGGCAGUGAACCAGGCAGGGGCGGGCCCCUACAGUGAUCUGGUGACGUGUCGGACCCCCGCAGCAGUCCCUGAUGUAGUAUCCGGAGUUUACCUGCUCGACCUCCCUCCGACCCCAUCAAAAAGUGAGUCCUUCUCCCCCUCCACCUGUUUGGCCCUCACCUGGGACGAGCCCCACUGUAAUGGAGCAGAAAUCACCUCCUACAGCAUCUAUGGAGACGACAUCAUCACCACCGGAAACGCAACCUGCCACGUCAUCAGGGACCUGCUGCCGGACAGCGAGUACAGCCUGCAGAUUCGAGCAGAAAAUGAAAUGGGCCCCGGGCCCUUCAGUCAGACCCUAACGGUGAGGACAAGGCCCCUUCCCCCCUUUCCGCCACGGCUGGAGUGUGCAGCGGUCGGACCCCAGAGUCUCAAACUACGCUGGGGUUUCAGCAGCCGAAGUCAACUCAACAAUGACACUACCUACAUUCUGCAGAUGGAGGACAGGAAUCAGAGGUUUGUGGUGGUUUACCGAGGUCCGAGCCACACUUUUAAGCUGCAGAGACUGAGCGAAUCGAGCCGGUACCGUUUCCGGAUCCAGGCAGUGAGCGAGGCGGGGGAGGGGCCAUUUUCUGAGAUGUACACCUUCAGCACCACCAAGUCUCUGCCACAAACACUGAAAGCCCCAAAAAUUGUUCAACUAGAGGGAAAUACCUGUGAGGUCACAUGGGAGAGUAUUCCACCAAUGAGAGGAGACCGGAUCAGCUAUGUGCUACAGGUGCUGGGAGGCAGAGAAUCUGAUUUUAAACAGGUGUAUAAGGGAGACGAGACGUCCUUCCAGCUCUUCGGCCUACAGUGGAACACAGACUACCGGGUGCGUGUGUUUGCAUGCAGGCGCUGCGCAGACACCCAUCAGGAGCUGUUCGGGUCCCUCAGCCCGUCUGCUCACUUCAACCUGCGGCGGGCUGACGCCACACUGGCUGUGGAAGCGGACGUCACCAGGGUGCCCAUGGGAAAAACCUUCACAGAUGAACAGUUCGCCGGCCUCAUAGUAUUUGGGGUGGCCACUCUCUCGGUCUUAAUGGCCUUCUUGCUUCAGCUUCUGAUUUAGACUUGAGUCGUGCAAAUACACUUUUUACAGUUUUAAGAACGACCACCUGAGCAGAUUUCACAUUAUUUUUUAUUACAGGUUUUUUUUAACAGUUUUUCUAUAAGGUGAGUUACAGCUUUAAGAAAUCAGUAAUGAUGAAAUGUACUGUUUGGCGUCUGUGCCUGUUUUUUUGUUUUAGUUUAAGAUGCUGUAGCAUAUUUUAUACAUUUUAUAUUUAGUAUUUAGGAGAUUUUUAACACUAAAGUAAAAAGUGGCCUUUCCGAUCUCAAGUUAUGCAAGAAUGGAGUUUGAGGAUGUUUUUUUUUAAUGGUCAGUUUUGAUUAACUUUGAUUUAAUGUCUAGACAGAUAAACAGCACCAAUAUUCUUUCUCUUAUCUGUGCCCCUGGAAAGUCUGUCUAAAAGCUUCUUAAAAGCUUUAUUACUGACGAUUGUCUUAAAAAAAGAGAGAGAGGUGUCCUUGGGCCGUCUGUACUACAAAACACCAGCAACUGUCAGUCCAAAGAGAGUCAAAUGACAGUCUUUGCAAUCAAUCAAUGUACAGUGUUGUGAAGUCUGGAGUGUUUGUACCUCAGGGACUUAAUGUGAUGUGAACCUGUGCCUUUAAAUCCACAAUUCCAAUCUUUCAUGACAAAUCAUUUCAGAUCUGCUGCUUACAGUAUUCCAUUAACCCUUUACCCUGGUCACAUACAGUACAUGAUCAUGUUUACUAGCUCAAUCAGCCCUUAACCAAAGUUAGUGAGCAAAAAAGGUAUACACAAACAGUUUGGUUGGAUUUAUUUAUGCUAUAUACUUUUACUUUAUAAUGCAAAUCACAGUGCAAUCUUCAUUUAUUUAUUACAAGAAUCAGAAAUGUCAUAUUCAAUAUUUUCCUCAUGUAGCAUGUCUUUUUUUAUGACAAAUCUUUAUUAUUAUUUUUUUCCAAAUAUACCGCAGCAUUUUAACAGCAUUAACCUGUCUUAUUUCAGAUAUAUUUGUAUUGUUUGUUAUUCUGUUUUUUGCUUUGGUUCUGAAAAGGUUGAUAUCUGAUCGACCUUGUGAUUUCAUCUGCACAACUGCCAAAUCUUGGCCUUUUUAUUUUUACUUAUUUUAACGACUCCUCAUCGUAUAAAUGUAUUGAACUUUUUUUUAGACUAACAUUCCAUUGUUUUCUGAUUUUAAAAAAGGUGAAAUGACUUGACACUAGAAAACUUGAAGUGGAAACGCUUGAAGAACACUUUUUUUAAGAACUAUAGACCCAGAAUCUUUUUAAGUGGAAAACAAAUACUUUUUUCUUUAAUUUUUUUUUUUAGUUGGAUAUCAGGUAAUAAGUGGCCUAGACAUAGUUUUCCAUGCUUGCAUAUUGUUUCAUGAAAAUCAUUCCAUAUUACCAUUUUUUUGUAAGCAUAACGGUCAUAAUUAUUGAUGUAAAUUAUAAUCAUAGACAUAUUUUAAAAAAUGGGAAAAAAGAAAAAAAAAGUACCGUAUCAAUUUAAAUGUAUAGAUAUUGAAAAUUACUACCCUUUGUAUUUAAGAUGAUUAUCUAUCUGUAGCAUAUAUGUAAUAUAUUUAUACACAAUAAAUUUUUUAAAAUUUCUGAAACAA